UUACAGGCUAAGAGCUGUUAUUCUACCUCCGCUUAUUUUGAAGCCCAUCUGUAACUAAGGUAUACUACCCUCCAUCCCCAGGAUGCAUCCCUUAACAGCUGCCUAACACCCAGGUGUGAUCGAGAACAAGAUGACAGAUGGAAUGCUAUCAUUGUCUUGGAACAACCAUAGCACUACUUUUUGCCACACACUCGCCUCACUCAGAUCUAAGGAGAGAUACACGGAUGUAACUUUGGCAUGUGACGGCAAAUUUUAUCCCGUUCACAAGUUGGUGCUUUCAACAUGUAGUGAAUAUUUUGAAAAUAUGUUUGAACACACACCUUGCAAGCAUCCAGUCAUUGUGCUCAGGGAUGUCCAGUAUGAUGAACUAGAGGCCCUUUUGAGUUACAUGUAUGCUGGUGUUGUGAGUGUUGCGCAAACUGACUUAGCUCGAUUGAUAAAAGUAGCAGAGUUACUGCAGAUUAAGGGUUUAGCAGUACCAGAUGAACCCCCAAACAGUAGUAAGACAGCUUUUAAUCAGCAGAACACUGAUGAUAGAACUAGUCCUCAUAUAAGGAGUAGACAUUCUCAUGAGAAAAGCAGUCCAUACACAAAGAUAAAGCAGUCCCACAGUUCUAGUGAUGACAGAAGUAGUCCUCAUCCAAAACGACGGAGAAGACUUGAGAGUGACACCCCUCGUGAAGACAUUCACUCUACCAGUAGUUCCCCUUCUAAAGGCACGUCUCAAUCUUUGGAAGAUGAACGGCUGCAGGAAGAACAGAGUAUAUGGGCAGAAGGUCGGGAUGUAAGACAGAGAAGUGAGACAGAACCAGAAGAUAGAGUAGAUUAUCUCCCACCAACUCAAGAUUCCCUCACAGCCAAAGUUCAGGUUACCCUUGAUGAAUCUCUAGUCAAAGAGGAAGUAGUGGAAGAUCUGAGAGAUAGUCACAAUGAUGCAUCUGAACCUGACCAAAACUUUGAUGGCAUGACUGGAGACUCAUCUGGUGGAGGUCAAGACCAGGUCAGUCUCAUGACACCAAAAUAUGACAUGUCCUCUGACCAGGAGAUGCUUACACAGUCAGGUCUAACACAAGCUGCACCCCUUCAUGAAGCAGUCAUUGAAGCCUUAGCAGGACCUUCGGGAAUGCAAGCAUGGCCAGGUGGAGGUGAUAUGGCCAGACGACUGGCUCUUGGAGAAGGCUUUAUUGGUGAGGGUAGCCAGGACCUCACAUCUCUAUCCUUGGGUCAGUCUGGCACUCAAGCACACCAGCUGGUGGAGUAUGCUGGCUCGGGAGUCAGUGUGAGAGGAUUCUUCAACAAGAGGCAUCAGUGCCCCUACUGUUCCUACGCUACUGCUCAAAAAGGACACUUAACAGAACAUGUUCGAACCCACACUGGAGAGAAGCCAUAUUCAUGCUCGCAUUGUCAUUUAAAAUUUUCUCAGAAGAUGAAUCUUAAGAGACACAUUCGUAUUCACACUGGAGAGAGACCAUAUAGGUGCUUUCAUUGUUCCUAUACUUCUUCUCAAGGAACCUCACUUAAGAAACAUAUUUUUAAAUACCAUAGGUCUUCAGAUCUAUUACAUCCUGCAUCUGACUGAUUUUUUUUAUGAUGACAGUAAAGUACACAAACAUUCCAAAUCAUCACUGGAGGAAAUAAUUUACUUAUAAUGUGAUAAGUCCAGGACAGAUGGCAGAAAAUCCUCCUUCCCUCACAAAGUGAUAAACUUAUGGAAUGUAUGAUUCACCAGAGCUGUCAAACCCAAGACACAACUGCAAUUCAAAAUUCACCUGGAAAACCUCAGGAAAAGUUGGGGAGGAAGGUAAUAUACAUAAGCCACAAACUUCUUGUUUUGCCUCAAUUACAAUAAAGAUGGUGGUACACAGGGGAAAUCAUUAAUUAGCACAGUACAAGUUUCCCUAGUUCUACACAGCUUCAACUUGUGCCAAUUCGCUUACAUACAGUAACUCCAUUUAUACCAGUAAUUCACUAUAUGCCAUAUAAGUUUGCUCUUAUGCCCAGCACCACUUGAAUUUUUAACAAUAUCUGUUUCAAUAUCAUUCUAAUUUACUGUAGUUUAUAUUGACAUUCAUAAGAAAGGAAGAUUAGAAAACAGAUUUGGGUGUGGGAAAACCACUAAGCAGAUCUUGAACAAAAUCUAGUGGUCCAUUUUCAAUUUAACCCUUUGACUGUCGCAAGCCCCUUUCGGAAAGUGUCAUUCUAUGUCGAAAAAUUUUUGGAAAAAAAAAAAAAAAUUUUUUUGUGAAAUGAUAGAGAAUUUUUCCCGGUGGUAAUGACACCAAAAGCACAAAAUUUGGUUGAAAACUCGCGGAAUUACAUUCCCGUGAAGUUAGCGGUCUCGGCGACAUAUACGCAUUGGCGAUUUUGCCAACUUUGAGCCCUAUUUUUGGCCAAUUCCAUUGUUCCAGUUGACCAAACUCAUAGCUAUUUCUUUGGAACUCCAUUUUUUCUAUGAAUGGAGUACAAGAAACCGCCCAUUUACCAAGAGUAAACAAAUGACGUCACCGUCCAAUACCUGUCCACCUGCCAGUCCAAUACGUAGUCAAGAAUGGCUUGACAUUAUUUAUACAAUUAUUACAAUAGUGCAACAGUCUGCAUAACAGUAAAUCUUCUAUUUUUUUUGUGAAUAAAACUUCCAAGUGAAAAGCAAGAGUAAUAUAAGAGGGGCCUGUAGUCGUGACUAAUGAACAGAUAAAAUGUUAUUUUAGUGCCAGGAAUGUCUGCAUUGUUUAUUCUGGACCCUAUUUUGAAAUUGGUAUCUGUUGAAAUUUGUGUGAAAUUGGCCAAAUUGCCAAUUUCUGACCACUUUAUUUGGUAGUUGAAAUAAGUGAAUGGGUGGUUUCUUGUACUCAGUUGACAGACUAGAAGUAAAUAAGUUUAUUCAGGUAUACACAAAUACAGUUAUAUAGAUUAUCAUACAUAGCAGUGUAUGUAUAGAGAACCUAGGAUAACCCAGAAAAGUCAGACAAAGUGACUUAUUUCCAGUACCUGGCUUGGGCUUGCCAUAUAUGAUUUUUGGUAAAUAUUUUUUUUCUCGGUUGUUUGUUGGGCUAUCUCAUUGAAACUUGGGCAAUGUAUGAUGGAAAGAUGCUUCUUAACGUACAAUAAAAAUAAAAAAGAUGAAUGAUAAAUAAGGGAGUUAACUUCUCAGCCAUUAGCCGCCUCUUUGCAGUAUAUUUUCGUAUGGUUUUUAUGGUUGUAUUCUCAAUUUUUUGGACUCAUUUGAUAGAAUGGAAGAUAUAUUACAGAAAUAGGCAUGAUUUUGAUGGCUUUCAUGAUGAAAAGUACCUUGAAAUUGAGCUCAAAGUAGCAGAAAUGUUCAAUUUUUGCCGAUGUUCAGUGAACUGUGCAAGUCAAGUUGGUUAAUUUUAUUAAGUGUAUUCUUACCUAACCACUCUGUAAUUCGGCAAACUCAGUAAUCUGGCACACUACAAGUCCCAAGUGAUGCCGGAUUUGUGAUGGAGGACCUGUAUUAUUUUUUUUUAAUGGUAACGUAAGUCAAGAUAUGUGGAAUUUGCAGUGUCUCAAAAUGAAUUCCUACAAUUUACAUUUGUUGUGUUCUCUUUAUGCACCAUAUGAGCCAAGAACACAUUUGUCAUAUAUAGUGAGGGAGACCUGUAUUUCUUUAGAUUUAACAAGGCUACACACACUCAAUUGGUGCAAAUAAUAAAAAGGCAGUCACAUCAAGUGUGACUUUGUAAAUGGUCCAAGUCAAACCAAAAUGUCAUCAUAAGCUUCUCUCUUCUAUGUGCAGGUUAUUUAUUUAAUUGGUGUGGAUGUUUGCAUAUGUGCACGAGUGUGCAUCGUGUAUGUGUGUGGUGUGCACAUGUGUGGGUGUGGUGUGUGCAUGCAUGGGUGUGGUGUGCACAUGCGUGGGUGUGGUGUGUGCAUGCCUGGGUGUGGUGUGCACAUAUGUGGGUGUGGUGUGUGCAUGCAUAGGUGUGAUGCACAUGGUGUGUAUGCUUUGUGUGCAUGUAUGUGUAUGUGCAUGUGUGUAUGCAUGCAUGCUCAUGCAUGUGAACAUUCAUAUAUAUACAGUAGACCAUUGAUUAACCCUUUGAGGGUCCAGACCCCCAAUCUGAAAAUUCUCCACAGGGUCCAAGAAUUUAAAAAAAAAAAAUUAUUAUUUUUUCUUAUGAAAUGGUAGAAAAUCUUUUUCUGAAGGUAAUAAAACAAAAAGUAAGAAAUUUGAUAAAAAAUUGACGAAAUUAUGCUCUCGUGAAUUUUGCUGUGUCACCGAUUUUUACGCAUCACCGAUUUUGCCAACUUGAGUCCUAUUUUCAGCCAAUGACAUUGCUCCAUUAGACCAAAUUCUUAGCUAUUUCAGUAGCGCAUGUUCCAUUUUAUCUAUUGAGCACAAGAAAUCACUUGAUUAACUAUUUCAGCUACCCAAUAAAGUGAUCAGAAGUUGAUAAUUUGGCCAAUUUCACACAAAGUUCAAAAUAUUUUGGUUUGAAAAUAGGGUCCAGAAUAAACAAUGUAGACAUUUCUGGCACUAAAAUAACAUUUCCUCUGUUUAUUAGCUAUAUUUCCGGGCUUUACAGAAUUUCAUUUUGAUUUUUUUACAUAAAGAAUUUUUAUUCACACCAAAAAAUAGAAGAUUUACUGUUAUGUAAUAUUGUAGUACAUAAUUGUAUAAAUAAUAUCAGUGCAUUUGUGAAUGCAUAUUAGACCCACCAACUGAUGUGUAUUGGAUGUGUGAUGUGAUUUGUUUACUUUGGACAUCAGCAAAAAUCGAACAUUUCUGCUAGUUUGAGCUCAAUUUCAAGAUAUUGUCAGUACUAAAACCAAUCAAAAUCAUCUCUAUUUCUGUAAAAUGUCUUCCAUUCUAUCAAAUGAGACCAAGAAACCUUAAAUACAACUGUAAAAACCAUAUGAUAAUACACAACAAAGUCGCUGUUUUAAUCCAAAAGCACGGUCACAGCUUUUUUUCUCGUAUACUGUGUGCUGCAAGAUUUGUUUUAUAUAGUGCACACUUACCAUGUAGAUGCAUUUUCUCAUAUCUAGGUCCAAAUUUACUGCUUACAGCUUAUCUUAGUGAGCUGAACUCAAGAUGUAGUACUAUGUCAUGGACCCUGGCUUCAGAGCCAUAGAACCGUGGGACAGACUCUCUAGGGGUUAAGAUGUAGUCUUCUGUUAAUGAUUUUUAUAUAUGACUGUUGCAAAAUUGCAGCAUAUUUUCAGUCAUGACUUCAUGAAAUUCAUCUAUGAUAGUGCAGCUUUACCCCUUUGACUGUUGAGACCCCAAAUCCUGAAGAGUGUCUGUCACAAAAUAUUCAGAAAAAAAAAAAAAAAUCUUAUGAAAUGAUAGAGAAUCUUUUCCCAGUGGUAAUGACACCAAAAGUACGUAAUGUGAUGGAAAACAUACGGACUUACACACUUGCAAAGUUAGCUAUCUCGGCGAUGUAUACGCAUCGGUGAUUUCACCCACUUUGAGCCUUAUUUUUGGCCAAUUCCAUUUUUCCAGUCGACCAAACUCAUAGCUAUUUCUUUAGAACUCCAUUUGUUCUAUCGCUUGAGUACAGUGGACCCUCGGCUAACGCCUUUAAUCCGUUCCAGAGAGCUAGCCGUUAGCCGAUUUAGCCUUUAGCCGAAUUAAUUUUCCCCAUAAGAAAUAAUGGAAAUCCAAUUAAUCCGUUCCAGACACCCAAAAGUAUUAAACAAAAUAUUUUUUUUUACAUGAAAUAUACAUUUCCCUACACAGAAAACAAUGAUACAUGCACAGUAAACAAUACUGAAAUAACACUUACCUUUAUUGUGGACUUGUUGAUGAGUGAUGAGACAGGACAUUGUUUUUCUUGAACACACUGGGACAUGCAGGGAGUGUAACAGGCAUGCAGGGAGGGUAGCUGACAUGCAGGGAGUGUAGCAGGCAUGCAGGGAGUGUAGCAGGCAUACAGGGAGUAUAGCAGGCAUGCAGGGGGUGUAGCAGGCAUGCAGGUAGUGUAGCAGAUAUGCAGGGAGUGUAGCUACGAGUUUUUUCUUUAAUUUUAUUGUUUCUUUCCUUCUUUAUCACAGCGCUGGCACUAGAAACUUUCUUUGGGCCCAUGGUGGAUUAUUUAGCGGUUACAAGCCCUAAAAACAAUGGAAUAAUACAAAAUAUAUCGCAUGUACAUGUAGAAUCGACCGCAACGGCUUGUAAACAACGGCACACUAGUUGUACUCGGAGUCUUGGAGUGGCCGGGCCUGCUCGGCCGCGCAGACAUGUUCUGGACGAAAGCCCUUAGCUGAGUUUUUUGGUGAUAGCUGAGCCAAUAUUUUGAUGCCAUGGGAGCCGUUAGCCAAUUUUUUUCGUUAGCCGAUGCAGCUUUUAGUCGAGGGUCCACUUUACAAGAAACCGCCCAUUUACCGAUUUCAACUACCCAAUAAAAUGGUCAGAAAUGGGCAAAUUGGCCAAUUUCACACAAAUUAAAAAAGAUGCCAAUUACAAAAUAGGGUCCAGAAUAAACAAUGCAGACAUUCCUGGCACUAAAAUAACAUUUUCUCUGUUCAUUAGUCAUGUCUCCAGGCCCCACUUAUAUUACUCUUGCUUUCUAUUUUGAAUUUUUAUUCACUUAAAAAAUAGAAGAUUUAGUGUUAUGCAGACUACUGCAUUAUUGUAAUAAUUGUAUAAAUAAUGUCAACCCAUUCGUGACUGUUCAUUAGACUGCCCAGUUGGACACGUAUUUGUUUUCUCUUGAACAUUGGCAAAAAUUGAACAUUUCUGCUAAUUUGAGCUCAGUUUUAACCCUUAAACAGUCCAAACGUAUAUAUACGUUCACUCGUGAAACGCCCCGAAUAUUUUGAAUUUUUUUUUUUUUUUCAUAGAAAAAAAGAGCACAUUUUUUUUUAAGUGUUUUAGAAUAAAAAAAAAUUUUAGGGUCAGUACUUACCGAGAUAUGAGGCCACGAAAUUGGCCCUUGGUGAUCACCUGAUGGCAGCAUGGAGUGCUGCCGCUUGCAGAAAUUCUACAUAUUUGCCGUUUUCUUCCAUUUUUUUUUUUCAUUUUCUUGGUUUUUAUAUGAUAAUUAUGUUUUAUAGUAAAUCUUUUGAUUUCAGUGCCAGUUGUUGUUUAUACACCAAUAUUAUGCAGUAGGGCCUCACUUUACGGCAUUUUGCUUUACGGCGUUUUGCUUUAUGGUCAUUUCAAGUUAUGACCAAAACUCGCUAUACGGCUCCCCCCACCUGACUUUCUAAUAUGGUCACCGCGCCCCACCCGGUUUGUUUACAUUCUCUGUGAGAUCCAAGCACUAAGUCUCUCCAUUAUGACUGGAAACAAAAAUAUUUCAAGUGUUUUUAAAAGGUACAGUGGACCCCCAGUUAACGAUAUUUUUUCGUUCCAGAAGUAUGUUCAUGUGCCAGUACUGACCGAAUUUGUUCCCAUAAGGAAUAUUGUGAAGUAGAUUAGUCCAUUUCAGACCCCCAAACAUACACAUACAAACGCAUUUACGUAAAUACACUUACAUAAUUGGUCGCAUUGGGAGGUGAUCAUUA
Messenger RNA from Cherax quadricarinatus, 7473 nucleotides. The record is from RefSeq and is a predicted model, not a curated record. Lineage: Eukaryota; Metazoa; Arthropoda; Malacostraca; Decapoda; Parastacidae.